Messenger RNA from Panonychus citri (citrus red mite), 2834 nucleotides. Its product is annotated as alkaline phosphatase-like. Lineage: Eukaryota; Metazoa; Arthropoda; Arachnida; Trombidiformes; Tetranychidae. Bases 305 to 2695 code for a protein of 796 amino acids. The transcript has 4 exons. Gene Ontology annotation, biological process: dephosphorylation. The record is from RefSeq and is a predicted model, not a curated record. Gene Ontology annotation, molecular function: alkaline phosphatase activity.
AUUUAUCUAUUCAUUACCCAACUUAUCAUCAUCAUCCAACAACUUUUAUUGUUACCAUUGUGAAGAUACAAAUGAUUACAUAAUUAUCAUCAUCAUAGUCUUAAUUAAUUUUAGAGUGACUAUAAUUAACGUUUAAUCCUCGUGAACUUAAACAUACUCAGUUAAUCGUGAAAGCAACAACAACAAAAAAGGAUAAUCAGAAACUCAUCAUCAUUUUUAUCACCAUCAUAAUCUCAUUAAUUGAUAUAUAAAUAUUGAAUAACAAAUCAACUUAAUUCAUAUUCAAUUCACCACAGAAACAAAAAUGUUUCAAUCAAACGGGUUAAUCGUUACAAUUAGUUUAAUCCUAAUUUUAGUAAACAAUUCAUAUGGAUCACCUUUAUCAUCUUCAUCCUCAUCAAUUGAUUUAACCAAUGUUUUUAAUAAAUGUUUACACACACAUGAAGUAGUCACUUUAUCAUCUCAAGUUAAAUUGUCACCACUUUUAUCAUGUAAUCGUGACUUUUUCAAUGUUGUCCUUAAUGAUACAACCAUCCAUGGACUCAAUGAUUAUAAAUUGUCACCAUUUAAACGAGUAUCCAAAGAUAAAUAUGAAGCAACCAUGGAUAUACCAGCGAUCGCAAUUAAAGCAAAUUAUCAUAUCAACGGCCCAGUUGCCCUCAUGUUCCCGGUUCAUGGUACAGGAACAGUGGAAAUGAAUUAUGUCAACAUUUCGAUCAAUCUUGACGUAAAGAAAUCAAUUGAAAACGACCAUGUGAUUCUCAACGUUGAUAAGAUUGAUUUUCAUAAUCACGGCUACGAAGUGAUUAACGGUAAACAAACGGUUGAUAAUAAAGCCGAUCAUUUGGAUCGAGGUUUCCAAGAAUCAUUUGGACGUGUCAUUUUCUGGCAAGUAUUCAAAUCGUUACGAGAGGAACCAGAAUUCAAUUCAUCGGUUAACUGUUUGGAAGAGUCAAUUCAAUCGGAUGAAUUGCUGAACAAUUUAAGCUACAAUCAUGAUGAAAAUAAGGCGAUCCAAUUGAACGAUGGUCAUGUUGUUGAGAUUAUCCCGAUUCAGAGUGAAUCCCAUCAUCCGUCAAUCUAUUCAGUUAACGAAGGGUAUUCCCGUUCAAAGAGAGACACACCAGCCCAAUUACCUUUCAUUCCGGAAAAUGAAUUCAAAGAGUCGCACUGGUACAAUAACGCUAAAGCUGAUUUGGAAUCAUUGAUCAACUUUAAAAAGAAUGAAAAAGUUGCGAAAAAUGUUAUUCUCUUUAUCGGAGAUGGAAUGGGAAUUUCGACUCUAACUGCAGCUCGAAUUUUGAAAGAACAACUAAAUGGUGGACCAGGAAACGGAAACAAAUUGUUCUUCGAGGAAUUUCCUGAAUCAGCAUUGAUUAAGACUUUCAAUCUUGAUAGACAAACACCCGAUUCAGCAGGAACUGCGACCGCGUUUACUUGUGGAAUCAAAGCUAAUUAUGGAACCCUUGGUGUUUCCGGAAGGAUAUUUAGAACUGAGAAAGAUUGUAAAGUAAUUGCCGAAAAUGGUGUUCCAUCAAUUUUCACUUGGGCUCAAGCGGCGGGUAAAGCGACCGGAAUUGUAACAACAACUCGAAUCACUCAUGCUACACCGGCGGCGGGUUAUUCUCAUGUCGCUAAUAGAGAUUGGGAAAGUGACACUGAUACACAAAAAUUUGGAGCAAAUUGUAAAGAUAUUGCAAGACAAUUGGUUGAAGAUUCUCCUGGUAAUAAGUUGAAUGUUAUCAUGGGAGGUGGAUGGAGGUCAUUUGCUGGUCCAAAUGUUACCGAUCCAACUGCUUCCGCCUCAUCACCGGGAAUCCGUUCGGAUGGGGUAAAUCUUAUUGACCGUUGGAUUGCUGAUCGAAAAGCUUUAUCGGCUAACUGGUCUUUCGUUACCAAUAGUAAAGAUCUUAGAUCGGUAGACACUUCUAAAACUGAUUAUCUAUUUGGACUGUUUAAUCGUGACCAUUUACCUUAUGAAUUGGAGAGGAAUAAAUCGCCUGAGGGUUCACCAAGUUUAGCUGAAUUGGUUGAAUCAGCUGUUAAAGUUUUAUCAAGAAACGAUGAAGGUUUUGUAUUGCUCGUUGAGGGAGGACUUAUUGAUAUCGCUCAUCAUGAUAAUUAUGCUCGACUUUCACUUCACGAGGUGAUUGGUUUAGACGCGGCCAUUGAACGGGCAACCCAAAUCUUACCAAUGGAUGAAACUCUCAUGAUUGUUACAGCUGAUCAUUCACAUGGAUUCACAAUUAACGGUUAUCCUCUUCGAGGUAAUGAUAUUUUCGGUGUUUCCGAUCACAAAGAGGAAACUUCCGACAAAACCUUUGCCACCCUUCAGUACGCAACCGGUCCAGGUCAUGUUGAACCGAGAGUCGAUGAGGUUCAAGUGCUCGAACGGGAAAAUGGACGACAUCGAUUCUAUUCCAGUAUAAACAUGUCAUCCGCCGUUCAUGGUGGUGAAGAUGUCGCUCUUUACAGUACCGGGCCCAUGUCACAUCUAUUCAAGGGGCUUCAUGAUCAAUCUUAUAUCGCUCAUGUAAUCGCCUAUUCAUCAUGUAUUGGUGAUUAUGCUUCAACUGAACGAUGUAAAAAACCAAAAUUAACUUCAUCUUCAGGUAAACUCAAUCCAUCAACAUUCAUGUAUUUUGUAUUAACUGUCAUCUUAAUUGUCCUAAACAAUCAACGUCUUAAUUUGUAAAAAUCAAACAAUGAAAAUAUUUGACGAUAAUCGUUCAACUUUAUUGCAUUUUUAAUUGUCGAUCAUUGAUCAGGAUCGAUUUGCCAUUUAUUCAAUCAUUUUAUUAGCGACAAAUUAAAUUAUAAGGAUAAUCUUUCAA